CAGAACGAAAGGUUGCCGUCAAGCAUCCCUUUAAUUAGAGCGCGCACGGGAGAAUGUUUACAGGCUCUCUGUUCUAAACGCCGGCUAGUCUCACCGACGUGGUAUGACAGAUUUCCCACGCCAUGUCUUUCGAGAGCCCCCGAUCUUCGGUGUUCACGUUCCAGUCGUCGGUGCACAGCGCGCACCUGCUGGGCUGCCUGAACGAGCAGCGCAAGCGGGACGUCCUGUGCGACCUGACCGUGGUGGUGGAGAACAAGGGCUUCCGGGCGCACCGCUCCGUGCUGGCGUCCUGCAGCGAGUACUUCCACACUCGCGUCACCAGCCUGGUGGGGCAAGGCCUGGUCGUCACGCUACCUGAUGAGGUAACAGUGGAAGGGUUUGACCCACUGUUAGAGUUUGCCUACACGGCGAAGCUCCUCUUCACCAAAGAGAACAUUCUGGAUAUUCGCAGGUGCGCUAACAUUUUGGGUUUCCACAACCUGGACAAAGGCUGCUUCGACUUCCUCAUCCCGAAGUUCUUCGACAGCAGCAGGGCUGGCCCGCGGAAGGUGUGCUGCGGGAGGAAAUCCUGGGAGAAACCGGCGAAGGCCGGGAGUUCCGACGGGGACGGAGACGGAGGCGAUGAUGGCGACAACGAUGACGACAAGGAAGUCGAGGUCAAAGAGGAGGGCGUGGACACGGAGAGCCUCGUGGAAAAUCGGGGCCCCAAAACGGCGGCUCUGAGUGCUAACGCCAAACCCGCAGACAAGGCCCCGAGGUCCCUGGGCACGGGGUGCCCGGUCGUCGCUAUGGCGACGGACCCGGCCCUGCGCUGUCCGAAAUACCGCAAGUUUCAGAACGCCUGCGGGAAGGAGCGGUCCCGCAGCCCGCAGGUGCCUUCCUCAUCUUCCUCAUCCUCCUCGUCCUCCUCUUCCUCGCUGGCUCCAGCCACCAAAGGACCGCCUUCCCCUGUCCGUCACAGGGAGGAAGGCAGCGGAUUGGUCGGAAGCGCCUCCAGCGGACGCAAGUCUGAGGGGGCCAAGACGAUUGGGAACGAGGCGGCAGUGGCGGCAAUGUGCCCGCCCCCUGCACUCGUUCCCCUCCUGGGAAACCCCGAUGACGGGGGCUUCGGGGAGGCACCGGGCUCCAGGUGCAGCCCGUCCGUGGGGUCAGCGGGGGCGGAGCCUGACUGCUGGCCCCGGGGUCGCUGCAGAACCCGGUUCCUGGCCUGUGCCUCCGGGGGCGGGGACGAGGGCCAGGAGGGUGGUGUUGGAAACCACCAGAGGCCGGGCGUCUCAGACCCGCCGCAUCCCAAAAUUCCCUGCAUCCUGGGAGAGGAGGGAGGAGGGGAGAGGAGCACCGUGGAGAGGGAGGUAGCCGAACACCUGGCGAAGGGCUUCUGGACCGCUUACCUGAAUCCUCCCAAGGAGUCCCCCACGGGUCAGUCCUCGGGGUACAGCUGGUGCGAGCGGCUGGCCCUGCCGCCCGGGGUGCUGGACUGCCCCUUCCUCCAGGACCAGGGGCUGUCCCAGGCGGAGAAGAGGGCCUACGACUCCUCCCUCAACUCCUUGGAGGACUCCGACACGGAGGCGGCCAGCGAGGGCACCUCCUCGCAAGGAGCGCCAGAGGUGCAGCUGCCCUACCCGGUGGAGCAGAUCGUCUCCCUGAGUCGAAACGACUUCCAGAACGUCCUCAAGCAGCACCAGCUGACCCGGGAGCAGCUGGACUUUGUGCACGACGUCCGGCGCCGGAGCAAGAACUGCAUCGCCGCGCGGCGCUGCCGCAAGAGGAAGCUGGACUGCAUCCACAGCCUGGAGUGCGAGAUCCAGGAGCUGCGCAGUGAGAAGAAGCUCCUGGAGCAGGAGAAGGCUGAGCUGGCUGAGCUGAAGAUGCAGACAUGGCAGGACAUCUCCGGCCUGUGCCACAGGGUCCUCAGUGAGGCCGCCCUCCAGCCAGAGCAGCUGCAGGUCCUGGCCAAAUACUCCACCCCAGACUGCCCCCUGUCCAGCCUGACCGGCCUGCCAAGCCUCCUCUCCCCCCCGACCGAUCCGUCCACCUCCGCCCGCCCCCUGACCGCCCCGUCCACCUCAGCCUACCCGCCCGCGCACCCCUCCCCGGGUGGCCCUCACAGAGACCCUCAGGUCCCCCGCCCCCCGGAGGCCAAUUGCGUCAGGACGUUGUCUGGCUCCGCCCCGGGUGGGCGUGGCCUCAGCUCCAUCGCUGACGUCUGUUUGGACAUGAGCAGGAAAUGCAGCAGGGAUAAGUGACAGCAGCUGCUUGGUUUUUAAUUCCUUAAACAGAUGACUUUUAUUUUUCAAUUAAUCACAAAUAUGUAAUUACAGACACUCAGGUUUUUUUUAUUUGUUGUAUUAUUUUUUUUACACGGCGUUUGUAUUUAGUUUAGUUUUUUUUACACGCACUUAUGAAUAUGCAUUUGUGUUAAAUGUAAUCACUACUACCGCACUAUAUCUUCAAUUACUAUGUCCUAUACCUUUACUUCACACUUUUCCAAAUUAUGCCAGGUGUUCUCGAAUAUAUCCCAUCAUUUCUAGAAAGUGGUCUGGUAUGGACACCAUCAGGUGUACACAGUCAAACCAAAGCACGGUCAUCUUUCAGGGAAAACGGUUACCAGUUGACCGGGGAUAUAACCGCUGUUGAUGGCCAUACUCUAGCCAUCAGUAAAACACUUUGAUUUUUUAUUAUCAAAAUAGCACCUGGACAUUAACAUGAGCAGAGAAUUGAGUGAAACCUAGAUGGAUGUUUAAAUAUACACGACUGCUAUGCACAGGCAAACUCUAGACUCUAGACAGUUAGGUCUGAUAUCCUUGUAAAAUCUCAGGACCAACAGAUACCUCAGUGAUGUGUUUACACAGGGUCAUUUCUGGUGUUCAUUCAAACGGUUCAGGUCUACAAUACCGCACGUGCAAUAAUAACAUUCAUGAAGCCUUCAAAGAACGAAAUCUACAGCAUCCGGGGUGCACUAACCGCCAUUUUGUCUAAACGCCAGAGUUUUAUGAAAGCUCAAUCUCAUUCACUAGGACAUUGUACGUGCAGUCUGGCUGUAAACCUGCUGACAGCCUGUGCCCGCUGUGCCUCGAGUCUCUCCUCUUGGGGUGCAGGCCUCCGUAAUGGGGGAACUUGGGGUGUCGCAGAAUCAGAUCUUUUUAGAUUUUAAGUCAAUAACAUCACCGGGCUUACAAAACAUGUGACGUGUGACGUUAAAAGUGGCACUGAAGAUUUAAUCCAAACAUUAAAUACCAGCAGUAAUAUUUCUCAGAAGAACACGUGUUUUUUUUAAAAAGCUUGUUUAAGGAACACGACAGAUCUGGUGCUAUGCGGCUGAUGGCGAUUAACAAAGGUACAAAUCCAUAAAUGCUAUCCCAUGGUUCCGGGUACAGUUCGUCGUGCACAGAAGUUUUGUCUGUCAUUCAACGAGCAACCAUUGCCAUCUCCACCUUGUCUCCUUUACUGUACCAGGACUGUUUGAGAUUCGGUGCCA
Molecule: messenger RNA, 3478 nt
Organism: Conger conger (European conger)
Lineage: Eukaryota; Metazoa; Chordata; Actinopteri; Anguilliformes; Congridae
Gene: bach1b
Product: BTB and CNC homology 1, basic leucine zipper transcription factor 1 b
Exons: 5
Coding region: 123-2246 (707 amino acids)
Biological process (GO): regulation of transcription by RNA polymerase II
Molecular function (GO): DNA-binding transcription factor activity, RNA polymerase II-specific; protein binding; RNA polymerase II cis-regulatory region sequence-specific DNA binding
Source: RefSeq, a predicted model, not a curated record